Messenger RNA from Rangifer tarandus platyrhynchus (Svalbard reindeer), 1581 nucleotides. The record is from the annotation of a GenBank genome assembly. NCBI's taxonomy places the organism in Eukaryota, Metazoa, Chordata, Mammalia, Artiodactyla, Cervidae.
AUGUUGCAGGAGGAGUCGGAUCUGUCUCUCAUUAUUGCCCAGAUAGUCCAAAAGCUCAAAGGCUCCAAUUUGUACGCUCAGUUGGAACGGCAGGCCUGGGCCAGUCUUCAGAGACCUGAGAUUAAACUUGAAUCACUAAAAGAAGAUAUUAAGGAAUUCUUUAAAAUAUCAGGUUUGGAGAAAAAACUUCAGAAUGCUGUGUAUAGUGAACUGAGUGUGUUUCCUUUACCGAGUCAUCCAGCUGCACCUCCUGAACAUCUUAAAGAACCUUUGGUAUACAUGAGGAAAGCACAGGGAAGUUGGGAAAAAAGAAUUUUGAAGAGUUUAAAUAGUAUGUGCACUGAACUGAGUAUCCCAUUGGCACGAAAGAGGCCAGUUGGAGAACAGAAAGAACUUCUCAAUAAAUGGAAUGAAAUGGGAACCGAUGAACCAGAUUUAAGCCUUUUCAGACCUGUUUAUGCACCUAAGGACUUUCUUGAGGUAUUAAUUAAUCUUCGCAACCCAAAUUAUGAAAAUGGUGAUUCUCUUAGUUUCCGGACUCAUUUGGGUUUAAUCCAAGUUCCUCUCAAAGUAAAAGACAUCCCUGAAUUGAAAGAAUUCUUUGUAGAACUUGGCUUAACUACAGGACAGCUGGGUAUAGAUGACUCUACACAAGUGCCUCCUGAGCUUUUUGAAAAUGAGCAUGUACGUAUUGGGCAAAAAGUUCUAACAGAACAAGAUAGUGCUGCCGCUCAGCAGUAUGUCAGACAAGGAAGUCCUACAGCCCUGAGAGCCGAGCUGUGGGCUCUCAUCCUGAAUAUCUCCAGCCACCCUGAGGAUAUUUUAUAUUAUGAGCAGCUUAAGACAAAUGUGAUACAACAUGACCUUUUGGUGGACAGUCUAAUUUAUAAAGAUGUGAAAUUGACAGCAAGCAAUGAUGAUUAUUAUUUUGUAUUUGAAGAUUAUUUAUAUCAGGUAUUACUUUGUUUUUCCCGAGAUACAUCUGUAUUGAGUCAUUUUGCAUACAACAGUGCUUCACCACCGAAAUCAUACAUAAGAGGAAAACUAGGACUAGAAGAAUAUGCUGUCUUUUAUCCACCAAAUGGUGUAAUCCCUUUUCAUGGAUUUUCAAUGUAUGUUGCACCACUUUGUUUUCUAUACCAUGAACCUUCCAAACUGUAUCAGAUAUUCCGUGAGAUGUAUGUGCGUUUUUUCUUCAGGCUUCAUUCCAUCUCUUCUCAUCCUUCUGGUAUUGUGUCCCUCUGUCUGCUGUUUGAAACUCUUCUGCAAACUUAUCUCCCCCAACUCUUCUAUCAUCUGCGAGAAAUUGGGGCUCAACCACUUCGCAUAUCAUUUAAAUGGAUGGUUAGAGCUUUCUCUGGAUACUUGGCUACAGAUCAACUCUUGCUUUUGUGGGACAGAAUCCUAGGAUACAACUCUCUGGAAAUUCUUGCUGUCCUGGCAGCUGCUGUGUUUGCUUUCCGAGCAGUGAACCUGAUGGAGGUGACAUCACUGGCUGCAGCUGAAGCAGUUCUUGCUGACCUUUCUACUUUAAAAGUUAUGCCUCUUCUUCAGAUUUUUCUGUUUGCUACUGUCACCUGA